Anopheles moucheti is the source of this 696-nucleotide messenger RNA. RefSeq lists its product as uncharacterized. The transcript is spliced from 3 exons. The record is from RefSeq and is a predicted model, not a curated record. Bases 59 to 646 code for a protein of 195 amino acids. Lineage: Eukaryota; Metazoa; Arthropoda; Insecta; Diptera; Culicidae.
CAGGUGGUGAACGUUUCAGUUGUCUCCGCUGCAUCCUAAGCUGCACACUGGACCCAAAAUGAAAUCUUUUCAACUUGUUGUAAGUGCGGUGAUCCUUGCUGUUUCCAUUGUGGAUGCGUUGAAUAGAAACUCGUUUGAUCAAAUCAAAGGAUGUAAGCAGUACAACAGUGUGGUAGAUUACCAUGGUGCGAUUCCAUACUUUUCCACGGCAAACAUGCUGCACGUCGGUAACACAGGCCGCUCCAAGCGGUUCAAAAUCGCAAUUCUUGGCCCUAGCGAUGGACAUAUUCGGUUCGGCAAAACGUUAUUUCCUUACGACAGCGAUGUGAUAGAGAUAGUGCUCGGAGGAUGGAAAAACACUAAGAGUGCUGGACGACGACAGCGCCGAACAGGAUCAAAUCGGAACACCAACACCCAGCUCGGCGAAGCUCAAACCCCAAACCUGAUGUCCCAGUACCGGCCUGUAAUGUUUGUGCUUGAGGUGUUCAACGAUGGUCGGGUGGAAGUGCGUCUCGAUGGACAACCAACACCCUUCUUGACGUUCAACGACAGUUAUCAUAUUUCUGUUGACUACAUGGCAUUUACCAAGUGGGAAAAAGAUUUGAUUUUCUUUUAUGACUGUCCUCUGAAUAAUGAAAGCAAAUGAAUGCGUUCUGAUGAUUCCUACGAAUACAAAAAAAUCCCCCUAUGUCACAA